AAUUAAUAUAAUAUAGAUAAAUAACAUUCAAUAUCUCAUAAAUAAGCAUUGUCAAAUAACUCAUACAUAAGUGUACUCUAAAUUGUGGUUUUCAUCAGAUACAUAUGAUCUUUCUCAAAGGGGAACUAUUCCAUCUCGGCCAUAGAAAAGCUUGAAUGCUGACUCAAAGCCUGACCCUUCCUCAAAAAUUGGACCCUUGCCUCUUUGAGCAGCUACUGGCAAAGCAGAAGUGAGGGGAAAAGGUUGUAGCUCCAUUGAUAUUCCUCAGGAAUGGGCAUCUUUCGACAUUUGGGUGUCCAAAAAGGUUCUGCGGUGAUACUGAUUCACUGAGAAAGCUGCCAAAAAAAUUUUCCAUCUUGGCAACAGCAAAAUCAGAUGCACAUUAGCAAGUAAUGACCUAUCAGGAUGUAUUUGAUCUUGGAUGACGAACAUCAACACAUAUAUACAUAUCAGUGAUGCACUGGUACUACAAGUAGUUGAAUGCCUCAAAAAAACAUAGAGAGCCAGGAAGAUAACAUGCAUGAUUAAACAUAACCAUUUUGUCACCUGAUAAUUGACUCAUACAUCACCUUACUGCCUGGUGUCUGCUGGCCUGCUGUAAAUAGAACAUGCUCUGCUUAGCUGAAAAUAGAACAUACGUGGUACAGUUUAAAGCCAUAAUGACUAGCAGGAUUUUUAAUAGCAUAUCUGGAUGGCUUCAUUGUGUCCAACAGAACCAUGUAAGGUAACUGGGACCAUCUCCUGCAAUGAAUGGAGAUGUAAUGGGACCAUAACAUUAGGAGAUGGCAAAAGAAGUGGUUUCACGAGAAAAUAACCUAAAAGAACAUCUUGACUGUCAAGGUCGUGUCACUGGACAUCAAACAAAAUUAGCUAAAUAGACUGUAUUAUAUAAAUAAAAUGAAGUGAGUAUAGGUUAAUUCAACAAAAAAUACUGCAGUGCUGAUUAAAGAAGCCUAUUAGUCACCCUUCACUCAUCGCUUGCACUGUUUACAUAAUAUAGUUUAAAACAGAAGAUAUACAAACAUCCUAGCAAAAGGGGUCUCAUGUUUACUUAUCAAAACGAAGGGAUCUGCAAUUGGUAUUGGAAAACACGACCAUUUAGUGAUUCCAUAUGUAGAAAUAAGUUUAAGUUUUUUUUCAAACAAGUAGUAGAACCAUGUAUAAUUAUAUUACAUUAAGAAGAAAACAAGUUUAAGGUUUAGCUGAUGCGAGUACCACUAAACCUGCUAGAUAGAUCAGACAGGCCACACCACACAUUUAGACUUCAUAUUGAAGAAAAGGUAAAAACUUUCAUAAGCACAUGGGAUAAUGCAAUCAUGCUUGUGGACAAAUUAUUUAUCCUGCAUCACUUGUCAAUUGAGAGGUUCAUCUAUCUUGCCAAUAAAUGUUUAUCGAAGAAAGAAAAAGAAAAUGAUUGAUUGGCAGAUUGAUAAUUGAUACCAAAAUACAUAAAUUGCAGAAAAUUUCCUGGAUAUCCUGAUAAGCUCCAUACCUUCACACUAAUAAUAUCAAAUAGUGUUUCAUUGUCACGAGCAUAGGCGUAGUUUAUCUGCAUUCCAAGAAACAGUCAAAGCAACCAAUGCCCAAAUUCCAUUGACAUACACCAUAACAAUUAACAAAUAUUUUAAAACAAAUGAAAAAUCAAGUAUUGAAUCCAGAUCUCUUCAUCAUAACAAGAGGAAACCAAUGAUAUGCACAUGAUUGGACCUUCACCAUCCUUGACUACAGGCAAAAUGCAUGACCUGUGUUGCAAAAAUUCAGAAACUGACAAUACAGAGGUCAUCAUAUUCAAAUCAAUAUAUUAGAUACAAGUGCAUAACUAGCUUGGCAGUUGGCCCCAGCAUUCCCCUUCUUUUCCUCCCUAACUGAGUAGGACAUAUAAUGGCAAGUCCUCUUUUAAGAGCGAGUCCUGGUGAAAUGAGACGACCAAUUUCAAACAGAAUACUAAGCUGCAGUCUUAACAGGAGGGGAGGAGGAGCAGAGAACACAGACAAACUUGAUGCCAAACUAGGAACAGCUUAAGGAAACCUCGCAAGAGCUUUUGGAUUUUAACUAAAGCGGACCAACCGAUGCUGCUUACCUUCAACUGAUUUGGACCACGAUAAAUAGCUAUUCAGGAUUAUUAAUCUAAACGAUCGAUAUUCAUCUACGGGAUUUAACCGAUCACUCAAUAUAGAACACGAUAACAAGAGCAAAGCACCGACUUCUCUAAACAACCAUUUUAAUACUUGCUGAUUUUGGACAGCAGUACAGCAGUCAGCGGUUUUGCUCAUAACUUACAAAAUAUUCAUCCAAAAAUCGUGAACUAAGACUUUCUAGAAAGCUUAAGAAGUCCUCUACAACUUUUGUAUUAUCAUCACAGUGAGACUUGACACUUAGAAUGGUCAAACAAUGCUAAACGUAAAUUCUGUCCAGAUUUGGACAGAAUUCGACUACUUACUUCAAAAAUUCAUAACUGGAGUUUCAGACAUCCAAAUCAGGUGAUCCUAGACUUUAUAGAAAGCUAAUAGAAUUCUCUAAAAUUCAUUUAUGAACAUCCCAGGUUAAUUUAAUAUAUAUCAAGGUCAAAAAACAUGAGAAAGGCUCUGCUGUCCAAAUUGGGACAGAUUCAGAGAUUCUAACUCAAACAGCUGUAACUUAAUUUAUAGAGCACCAAAAAGGGUGAUCCAAAAUUUGUUGGAAAUCUUAAGGAAAGUACUACAAUUCUCCUAUAAUUGCUAAUGACUGAUUCUCAUUUUAACUUAGCCAAACAAUCCAUUUCAUCGGAUUAACUAGCAUAGCUAACACAUCACACUAUUUGUCCUAGCAAGUAGAGCAUCAUCAAAUAUUACAUAAUCUCAUUUGACUAUAACCUAGAAGCAAAAGACUUUAAGCGCCUAAAUGCACUUCCCACUAUAUAGCUCUCGGAUUACAACUGGAAUAAACCUAUUGAUGCUAUUUGCUUCCAACUAAUAAGGAUAAUGAGGAACAUUUAUUCAAGAUGAUUAACUUAAGCGACCAAUCUCCAUUUAUGAUAUUUACUCAAUCAACAACCAUAGAACAUGAUAAUUACUAAAACAAAGCAUCACUUCACCAAUUAAGAAUCAGCUAAACUUACUUAGCCAAACAAUAGUAACUUCAAGCCAACAAUUUAAUACUUGCAGAAUUUUUAGACAGCAGCACAGCCGCAUCGGUUAAUUGUUUUAUUCAUAGCUCACAAAAUAUGCAUCCAAUGAUCCAAAAAUAGUAAACUAGGACUUUUUGGAAAGCUUAGAAAGUCCUCUAUAACUCUUAUAUUAUCAUCACAACAUGAUUCGACAGUUUGAAAGGUCAAACAGUGCUAAACUUUAAUUCUGUCCAGAUUUGGACAGAAUUCGGCUACUCACUUCAAAAAAAUCAUAACUGGAGUUUCAGGCAUCGAAAUCAGGUGAUCCUAGACUUUUUAGAAAGCUAAUAGAAUUGUCUACAAUUCAUUUAUAAACAUCUCUGGUUAAUACAAUACAUAUCAAAGUCAGUUACUACAAACAGACUUCGCUGUCCAAAUUUGGACAGAUUCAGACUCUCUAGUUCAAACAGAUGUAACUUGAUCUCUAGACCACCAAAAAUGGUGCUCCAAAAUUUGUUGGAAAGCUUAAGAAAAAUACUACAAUUUUUCUAUAAUUACUAAGGGCUGAUUCUCAGUUUAGUUUAGCCAAACAAUCCAAUUUUCGAAACCUGUACAGAAUUUGGACAGAUUCUGAAACUGGACUUGGAAAAAUCAUAACUCAUAAACUACUACACCUAUGGUCAUGAAAUUUUAACACAAGCAAGAUAAAAAGAUUAUCUACAAGAAUGCUGAUAGUGACAGUAUAAUUCAACACCCAAACAAGAAGUAUCCUGGAGCCUAAACAGUCUAGUACAAGUAAGGAUAUCACUGUGUCUGAAGUGAAAGAAAAAUCGCCUUAUGAAAUGAAGAAGGAAGUUGGGUUCAGAAAUGAAACAGUGGAAGCUGCUUUUGUUGAACAUCUGCAGGAGGAAGAAGCUCCCACAAGUAAAGAUGGCCAAAAGGUCCAAGCUGCUAGCACUACAGUUGGUGAUCAAGAAAAUGCAGCCCUGAAGAGCAUAGGGGAAGAUCAUGUGCAAGAAGAUGCUGGUGCAGGAAGCUUGAAUGGAUGUGACAAAAGAAAAAAUGAAGAUGGGACAGUGAUUGAAAGUGAAACUGCGAAAGAUGAUGCCAGAACAUAUGGAGUUAAUUUGUCAGAAUCAGAUGUUGCAGUUGGUAUUCAGUCUGCCUACAGAGGGUAUGAUGUUCGAAAAUGGCAACCUUUGGAUAAGCUCUGGAAGAUCAAGCAUGUGCAUGAACAGAUGCAAGUUGUGAGGAAGCAGAUUCAAUGCCUUUUAGAUUCUUGCAGUAAGCCAACACAAAAAGAGCAAGUGGCCAUAGGUGAAACUAUUAUGAAUUUACUCCUGAAGCUUGACGCAAUCCAGGGCUUGCAUCCAAGUGUAAGGGAAGCUAGGAAGUCUGUUGCUCGAGAACUGAUUUGCUUGCAGGAGAAGCUUGAUACUUUAUGCAAAGCCGCAUCUGGAGACUUGAAUCACACAGAUAGUAAUGAUGAUGAAUCUGAGGGGACCAAGAACAUUAUCCAAACUGCAGCUCCUACUGUAAUAACUGAAGCUUCUGAUAGACAGAAGAGAACUAUUGAACUGGGUAAGGUACAAGAACCAUGUUCAGUGGACUCCAUGGAGCCAUGCAACGCAGUUCCAUCUGGAGUUUCCUGGGAGGUGAGGCCAGAUGUAGACGCUAGCGAGGAGAAGAAUGAAAACAAGAGUCAUGUAGCACCACAGUGGAUGAAGCACACGAAGAAGUAA
Messenger RNA from Zea mays, 4827 nucleotides. RefSeq lists its product as uncharacterized. The record is from RefSeq and is a predicted model, not a curated record. The transcript has 3 exons. Gene Ontology annotation, cellular component: plasmodesma. Gene Ontology annotation, molecular function: protein-folding chaperone binding. Gene Ontology annotation, biological process: protein folding. Bases 3928 to 4827 code for a protein of 299 amino acids. NCBI's taxonomy places the organism in Eukaryota, Viridiplantae, Streptophyta, Magnoliopsida, Poales, Poaceae.